Amphimedon queenslandica is the source of this 1173-nucleotide messenger RNA. Its product is annotated as bifunctional methylenetetrahydrofolate dehydrogenase/cyclohydrolase, mitochondrial-like. Gene Ontology annotation, cellular component: cytosol. Gene Ontology annotation, molecular function: methylenetetrahydrofolate dehydrogenase (NADP+) activity; methenyltetrahydrofolate cyclohydrolase activity. NCBI's taxonomy places the organism in Eukaryota, Metazoa, Porifera, Demospongiae, Haplosclerida, Niphatidae. The record is from RefSeq and is a predicted model, not a curated record. The coding region runs from base 54 to 1082 and encodes 342 amino acids. Gene Ontology annotation, biological process: tetrahydrofolate interconversion. The transcript is spliced from 7 exons.
GUUGUUCACUUCAUCAAUGAGAAGCCAAUCUCUAUAAACUUCCCUUGUCCAAAAUGAUGAAGGCUCUUCAUUCUGCUGGUAGGAUUGCUAAUCCUGUGUUGCGGAGACAGCUGUCAACAGCUGCAGGAACAAAUGGACUGGACUUUGUAGUGAAUAAGCCUGGAAUUAAAGCUAACCUCAUUGAUGGAAACUUGCUAGCAAAGAGAAUACAGAGAGAGCUGUAUGAUGAAGUAUGUGGUAUUACAGCUAAGAGCCAGAGACCACCUAACCUAACUGUAGUGCUGGUUGGAGACGAUCCAGCUUCAAAAACUUACGUAAAGAGAAAAAGUAAGACUGCCAUUAAGGUAGGAAUGAGAGGAGAUGUACUCCAUAAACCAGCAACAAUAGGCCAGGAUGAACUAUUAGAAUUAAUAGAGAGUCUAAACAAAGAUGACAAUAUUGAUGGAGUGUUGGUACAAUUGCCACUGCCACCUCAUAUCGAUGAAACUUUAAUCUGUCAAUCUAUUAGUCCAUUUAAGGACGUUGAUGGAUUCCACUUGCUGAAUAUUGGGAGAUAUGUAAUGGGAAGACCUGCUUUUAUACCAGCAACUCCCCUAGGGGUUCUGGAAAUAUUGAAAAGGUGUAAAGUUGACACAUUUGGAAAAACUGCCUGCAUUGUUGGAAGAUCAAAACACAUAGGAUUUACAUUAAGUACUUUACUCCAUUCUGAUGGAUAUGGUACUAAUAAUCCUCUCAUUGGAGCUGAUGCCACUACAAUAAUAUGUCACAGAUACACACCUCCUGACGAACUGAAAAGAAUGACUUUAUUAUCAGACAUUGUAAUCACUGGGACCGGGGUCCCUGGACUGAUCAGAGGAGACAUGAUCAAAGAAGGAGCUACAGUAAUUGACAUUGGAUUAAUUAAAAUGAAAGAUGCUAAUGGAGAGACACUGAUAGUUGGUGACGUGGAGUUUCCUCAGGUAUCUAAAGUAGCAUCUCUGAUCACACCUGUACCAGGAGGAGUGGGGCCUAUGACUGUUGCCAUGGUGCUCAAAAAUACAAUACAUGCUGCUAAUGGAAUUUAUAAAGAACUUUAUAAUUAAUGUAUUCAACCAGCCACUCUUAUUGUCUGUAUAAUAGUUUGUAUUGUUAUUAUUAUUCAGUUUUUAUACAUCGUGAUUCUUAGAACAUGCA